This is a messenger RNA of Drosophila santomea, 1357 nucleotides long. RefSeq lists its product as uncharacterized. The transcript has 2 exons. The record is from RefSeq and is a predicted model, not a curated record. Lineage: Eukaryota; Metazoa; Arthropoda; Insecta; Diptera; Drosophilidae. Bases 253 to 1101 code for a protein of 282 amino acids.
UCAUCACGUUUUUCUUAUAAUCUUUCAGUUUUAAAGAUAGUUCCAAUUGGAAUAAUAAUUUUGCUCAUAUUUUUAAUUCAAACAUGUUAUUGAGCUUCAAAUGUUAAGUUCCAAGCAGAAUCCAUGUUAAGAAAAGCUCGCUUCCGUGAGCUUUUUUGGUUGUGAAAUUGAAACGAUGAUGCGGUGUAUAAAAGAAACUGUAUCUUUUGGAACAACAAUACACCUACUUGAGCGAUUUCCCGCCUGGAGAACAUGGCUCUGGUGAAGACCUACAUCAUCGACAGCAACUCCAUUCCAUGGGUCUUGUGGGUACCACCAGUAGUGGCAGCGGAUGGUAGGUUUACAAUUGGUGGGCCACAGGUGGUGGCGUUUCACUUUCUUGGGAACCGGCACGGAGACACGUUGGACAAGUGGACGAAGCUGCUGGACGAGUUGGCACAGGAGUACGCCGGUCGGAUAUUGUUCGGAUUGCGUGACAUCUCCAGCAUAGAGCAGUUUAAUGAGAACCUGAAUCCGGACGACUUUGGCAGCUACCGGAAGGGAUUGCCGCCGCGGAUCUAUGGCAAGGACUGCGAGGGCGAAGUCUACGAUAUGCACAAGCUGGUCAGCGCCAAGUACCUGCGGGAGUUUUGCGACCAGCUGCUGGGGGAUCAGCUCUUCCGCGCUGUAGUCCUGGGCGCCACUCCAUCGCUGGACACCCAGCCAAGGAAUUUCUACGAGAUGCAGGUGGAGAGCAGCCGCGAUAUGCUGGUGAUGCUCUACGAUCCCGCCUGCUACUACUGGCCCAUCCAGAAGCGAAUGCUGCGCAAGCUGGUCCGCCUGCUGGCCAGCGAGGAUCUGCCCAUUGUGAUCGUGGACAAGGCGAAUAACUACCUGGGCGUGGGCUUCUCCAGCCGGCUGGUCAACUGUCACGCCUCCAUCAUCUUCACCACGCCACGUCGCGAUGGUUGGAACAUGAAGUUGUCGGUGCGAAUGGAGAGCACACGUGGCUAUCUGAGAUACAUUGCCCGCAACAGGCAGCCGGAGCUGAAGGACUUCGAUGCCGAGGGGGAGCCCAGAGCACCGGAGCACGCCAUGGAGUACAUCCAGUAUUUGUUUUAGAUCUCCACUUUAAGUGAGUGGCAAGUCACACAGUAUAACUAUAAUUUAUAAUCUUUGUUGAGCGCAAGAUGAUCAGCAUCCGUUAAGUUACUAAUCAUUGCAAUACUAAAACUAAAAGUCACACCUAAAUAUAGACACUUAACCAGAAGGCGAUAACAAACCAAGCUCGGAAUGGCUCCAAGACCCAAGCACCAAAAAUAUGAACUACUCGGUUUAGAUAUAAGAGUGUGUAUUCAGAACUUGACUUUGUUGUUCG